GAAGCCCGGGGCGCGGGAAAAGCGAGGCGACGGGCCGGCCGAGGCGGGUGUGGCCGAGGCGCCGAGGCCGAGGAGGAAGAGCCGCCUCUCUGAGGAGGAGCCGCCGGCGGGGAGGGACCCCGAUGAGGACAUAAAGCGUAAGACUACAAAAGGAACUAUGGAAGAUAAGAAGAGCGAGGAACUCACUUGUGCCGAGAAGGAUAUAGACUUACUGCUGGAGUGCAUUAAGCAGCCGCUAAACUCACUCAACACUGAUGCCUUAAAGAGUGCUUUGCUCUCAGUUGUUUCAAUUUGUGAAAAAUACAGCAGUGCAGGUGUUUAUUUUCACCAUGUCGGUGGCUUGGAGUUGGUAUAUAAUCUUGCCAGGUCAGAUGUGCCCAGCAUAUUAAAAGAGAUCGCCUUGUAUGCAUUAGGAACUCUAGCCAAUUCUAAUGUCCUCUGUCAGCAAAGUCUCUGUACUCCUGAAUUGUUUGAUGACAUAGCGACAAUCAUCGGUGAUGAGAAGUCCAGCAUGGAUUUGCAAACAAUCUCUGUUUCCCUUCUAUUCGGUCUGAUUUCAAAGAACAGGGCUGGACAAACACUUCUGAGAGAAAGAGGCUGUAUUCCCGUUCUGCUGAAGUUAUUUAGAGAAACUCUCUCAAAAUCUGAAAUUGAUUCCUUGAAUGAAAGCUUUAAGGAGAAAUGUUUCCUGUGGUACGUAGUGUGCAGUACUCUGGCUGCGGCUGUCGACAAUCCUAAAAAUGAGGAAAAUCAGAAAGCUUGCUUUUCCAUUUUGCCACAUGUACAAUCCUUGUUAGCAGCAAGUAUGAAACCUGAGAUAAUUCGUCCUCUUUGCCUAAUUAUUGGACUCACAGUGGAAGGAAACUCACUGGUUCAGGAAUUCUUCAUAUCUAUCGAUGGACUGGAUGUUUUGAGUGACGUUCUUACCAAGUUGGUCGCAGAUUCAUGUGAGAAUAUUUCUAGUGCUAAGAUGGCAGUAGACGUGACAACUGUCAUGGGUACCUGCAUUGACCAUAACCGUCCUGGUGGUAGAAUUCUAGCAAAGCAUCAAGUUGUGCCCAAACUUUUGACUUUGCUGUUUGUGGAGGGUCUAACUACUGAAGAGAAAACCAGUGUUUUGGUUACCCUUGGGCGUUGCAUACAGACAUGUGAUGAAAAUCUGAGUCUCCUGUUCCAAAACAAUGGCCUCAAACUUAUUGAAGACUCCUUUUCUUCAUCUAAUGAUGAAAUUGUAAGCUCCAUUGUUGCUUUUAUCCAGUUCAAACUUAUGAUUUGGGUUGAGAAGUUAAAAGUUAAAAUUCUUGCAUCUGUUUCGAAAUGGAUUUCUAAAACAAAAAAACGAAGAAAAGCUCCUGGCCACUUGAAGAAAACCAAAGAAACCCUGACUGAAGCAUCAUUUAAAGGAGAAGAUGAGGAACAAGGCCCUAAAACAGAUGGUGUUGCUGGAGAUUCCUUGCUGAAAGGCAAUGACCAAGAAAAAGCCCUUCCAAAGCAAUGUUUUGAGUUAGGUGCUCAGAUUUACCACCCACCUGCAAAUGAUGAGUUAAAGAGUCAGUUAGAGAGUCCUGGAGGGGAUCCUGCAAGUACUCGUUUCAGCGAGCGCGAACCAGUUGGAAGUGAACCUGUGUUUGAACAUCCAGCUCCAGCAGUUGAAAAUGGAGCACAGCAAGCCACCAAAGGAAGCGAAUGUGUGUUUGACCAUGCGGCUGCAGAAGAUGGAAAUAGAGCACAGCAGCCACCAAAGGAAGAACAACCCGAGAAUCCUUAAAGAAGAAGCAGAAGAAAGAGUAACCUGCAUUUUGACUCCAGUAAAGAAACCGGGAAACAAUUGGAAUUCAAGUUCAUAGUCUUACCCAGGAAAGAAGACUACAGUGCAUCUGGUCUAUAAAUACUACAAGUUAGAGAAAUUAAAUGAUAUGUAAUUCCUGAAAGAGGGUUUUUUUUUAAAAAAAAUGUGUGUGUGUGUAGAGAUUUUUAAACAAGAUAACGAUUCUU
Messenger RNA from Ornithorhynchus anatinus (platypus), 1995 nucleotides. Its product is annotated as telomere repeats-binding bouquet formation protein 1-like. NCBI's taxonomy places the organism in Eukaryota, Metazoa, Chordata, Mammalia, Monotremata, Ornithorhynchidae. The transcript has 16 exons. The coding region runs from base 158 to 1768 and encodes 536 amino acids. The record is from RefSeq and is a predicted model, not a curated record. Gene Ontology annotation, biological process: meiotic attachment of telomere to nuclear envelope; homologous chromosome pairing at meiosis.